Messenger RNA from Exophiala bonariae, 1134 nucleotides. RefSeq lists its product as uncharacterized. Gene Ontology annotation, cellular component: mitochondrion; nucleus. The transcript is spliced from 2 exons. Lineage: Eukaryota; Fungi; Ascomycota; Eurotiomycetes; Chaetothyriales; Herpotrichiellaceae. Gene Ontology annotation, biological process: base-excision repair; base-excision repair, AP site formation via deaminated base removal. Bases 1 to 1134 code for a protein of 377 amino acids. Gene Ontology annotation, molecular function: uracil DNA N-glycosylase activity. The record is from RefSeq and is a predicted model, not a curated record.
AUGUCUCUCAAACGAAAACAAGUGGGUGCAAUGGCCAAAGACGAUGCGAAGAAGCCCAAGAAAAAUGGCGACCUAACAUCGUUCUUUGGAGCCCCAAAACCUACUCCAGUCAACACUCAGACCGAACCGGCCGUUAACUUCGACAAAGACAAAUGGGUGGCUAGUUUGACUUCGGAACAGAAGACACUCCUAAAGCUCGAGAUUGAUACCAUGCAUCCAAGUUGGCUGCGUGUGCUCAAGGAAGACCUGAUUUCUCGUGACUUUCUGGACUUGAAACGAUUCCUCGACAAAGAGGUCAGCACACAGACAAUCUACCCACCAAUGGCAGAAGUAUACAGCUGGUCUCGCCAUUGUCCUUUGGACAAAGUUCGUGUGGUCAUCCUCGGCCAGGACCCUUACCACGGCCCAAACCAGGCACACGGUCUUUGCUUCUCCGUCCUCCCACCAACACCAGCCCCUCCCUCUUUGGCCAACAUCUACAAAGCCAUUGCCGUCGACUACCCUUCAUUUAAACCACCACCCAAGAAAUCGGGGCUUCUGACACCAUGGGCCGACCAAGGUGUCCUCCUACUCAACACCUGUCUGACGGUUCGCGCGAGACAAGCGAACUCGCAUCAGAACCAUGGAUGGGAGAAAUUCACACAAAAGGUGAUCGACACGGUGGUCAAAGUCCGCACCAAUGGAGUCGUUUUCUUAGCGUGGGGCAGUCCCGCGCAAAAGAGAUGCGACAAGAUCACUGGCGCCAAACACUUGGUGCUGAAGAGCGUACACCCGAGUCCAUUGAGCGCCUACAAAGGUGAGGGGUUCUUCAAUUGCAACCACUUCCGCAAGGCCAAUGACUGGCUGGAGGCUCGCUAUGGAAAGGAGGGUGUGAUCAACUGGGAUCUGGCAGAUGGCACUGGCCGAUCAGAUACAGUGAACCCCCCAGCGGCUGUGGUCGUGGGUUCGGACACUUCCGCAGCCAGGCAGAAAUCGGCCUCAAGCCAGCCUGAAACAGAAACCGUCUUGUCCCAUGAAGAAGUGCCCAAGAAGACGGAGAAGGAUGAGUGGAUUAGCGGUGAUGAUGACGCUGACGCCAUUGAGGCAUUGGAAGAACUGGCCAAGCUGGAUGCCGAUCAGAAAGUCACAGUCUGA